Messenger RNA from Limanda limanda (common dab), 3699 nucleotides. RefSeq names its product potassium channel, voltage gated eag related subfamily H, member 7 (gene kcnh7a). Gene Ontology annotation, biological process: membrane repolarization during action potential; potassium ion transmembrane transport. The transcript has 19 exons. Gene Ontology annotation, cellular component: membrane. Gene Ontology annotation, molecular function: inward rectifier potassium channel activity. The record is from RefSeq and is a predicted model, not a curated record. NCBI's taxonomy places the organism in Eukaryota, Metazoa, Chordata, Actinopteri, Pleuronectiformes, Pleuronectidae. Bases 1 to 3699 code for a protein of 1232 amino acids.
AUGCCGGUCCGGAGGGGGCACGUUGCGCCUCAGAACACCUUCCUGGGAGUCAUUAUUCGUAAAUUCGAGGGACAAAAUAAGAAAUUCCUCAUAGCCAAUGCCCGGGUGCAGAACUGCGCCAUCAUCUACUGUAAUGACGGCUUCUGUGAGAUGACGGGCUUCUCCCGGCCGGACGUCAUGCAGAAGCCGUGCACGUGUGACUUCCUGCACGGCCAGUUGACCAGCCGGCACUCUGUGGCCCAAGUGGCCCAGGCGCUGCUGGGCUCAGAGGAGCGCAAGGUGGAGAUCACCUACCACCGAAAGGAUGGUUCAAACUUCCUGUGCGCCACCCACAUCAUCCCGGUGAAGAGCGAGGGGGGCGUGGUCAUGAUGUUCAUCCUCAACUUCGAUUACAUCCUGGAGGAGGGCAGCAGCGACUCGCUGGAGAAACUCAACCACACCUCGCCUACCAAAGCUGAGCAACGGAAAGGGAGAUUCUUUCGCUUCCGUUUCCCGGCCUUACCUCUCCUGGGCAUCAGCAAGCAGUCCCUGCCCCAGGAAGACCCCGACGCCGUCCUGGUGGACUCCCCUCGCCACAGCGACGGCUCGGUGGCGACGCACGACUACCAGCUCCCCACCACCCGCGAGAGCUGCAGCCCCUCCUACGCCAACGACACCCGGGCCCUCAUCGCCCCCAGCCACUGCUCCACCCCUGUGUCCGGGCCUUUGGACCACUCGUCGCCCAAAGGCCCCUGGGACAGGAUGUACCAGGACCGGGCCAUCACCCAGAACCAGCACCUGAACCAGGAGGACACGUUUAACGCCGUCCCGUCAAUCCCAGGCCUCACGCCCACCGCCUCCAGAGAGAGCGUGUGCAGUAUCCGCAGAGCGUCGUCCGUGCAUGACAUGGAAGGCUUCGGGGCCAACUCCAAGAUGGCGUUCAGAGACAGACAUGCCAGUGAAGACAACGGUCGCAACCUCAGAGUAUCUCGCUCCUGGAUGGCUGGCGGCCCGCUGAGCCAGAUCAAAUCCAGCCUGCUCGGCUCCACCUCUGAGUCCAACAUCAACAAGUACAGCGCCAUCAACAAGAUCCCGCUCAUCACGCUCAACUUCUCCGAGGCCAACAACGAGAAGAAGUGCCCCUCGUCGCCGUCCUCCGAGAAAACCAUCAUCGCCCCGAAAGUCAAGGACCGCACGCACAACGUCACAGACAAGGUCACGCAGGUUCUGUCUCUGGGCGCAGACGUUCUCCCCGAGUACAAGCUCCAGACGACGCGCAUCGACAAGUGGACCAUCCUCCACUACAGCCCCUUCAAGGCCGUGUGGGACUGGCUCAUCCUGCUGCUGGUCAUCUACACGGCCAUUUUCACGCCCUACUCCGCCGCCUUCCUCCUCAACGACAUCGAGGAGCAGGGGAGGCGGAAGUGCGGCUACGCCUGCUCGCCGCUGAACGUGGUGGACCUGAUUGUGGACAUCAUGUUCAUCGUGGACAUCCUCAUCAACUUCAGGACCACUUACGUCAACAUCAACGAGGAGGUGGUGAGCCACCCGGCCAAGAUCGCCAUCCACUACUUUAAAGGCUGGUUCCUCAUAGACAUGGUGGCCGCCAUCCCCUUUGACCUGCUCAUCUUCGGCUCCGGGUCAGAUGAGACCACCACUCUGAUUGGUCUGCUGAAGACGGCCCGUCUCCUGCGGCUGGUGCGCGUCGCCCGCAAGUUGGACCGCUACUCAGAGUACGGCGCCGCUGUCCUCAUGCUGCUCAUGUGCAUCUUCGCCCUCAUCGCCCACUGGCUGGCCUGCAUCUGGUACGCCAUCGGCAACGUGGAGAAGCCGUACCUCGAGCACAAGAUCGGAUGGCUGGACAACCUGGGGGUGUCCAUAGGAAAAAUGUACAACUACAGCGACCCCAGCUCAGGUCCCUCCAUCAAAGAUAAGUACGUCACAGCGCUCUAUUUCACCUUCAGCAGUCUGACCAGUGUGGGCUUCGGGAACGUCUCCCCCAACACCAACUCUGAGAAGAUCUUCUCCAUCUGCGUCAUGCUCAUUGGAUCUCUAAUGUACGCCAGCAUCUUUGGGAACGUGUCCGCCAUCAUCCAGCGGUUGUACUCGGGCACAGCCAGGUAUCACCUCCAGAUGCUGCGGGUCAAAGAGUUCAUCCGCUUCCACCAGAUCCCCAACCCGCUGCGGCAGCGGCUGGAGGAGUACUUCCAACACGCCUGGACGUACACCAACGGCAUCGACAUGAAUAUGGAGGUCCUGAAGGGUUUCCCCGAGUGCCUGCAGGCGGAUAUCUGCCUCCACCUCAACACAAACCUCCUCCAGGGCUGUAAAGCGUUCCGCGGGGCCACCAAGGGCUGCCUCCGGGCGCUGGCCAUGCGGUUCAAGACCACCCACGCGCCCCCCGGAGACACCUUGGUCCACAGCGGAGACGUGCUCACCGCGCUGUACUUUGUCUCGCGCGGCUCCAUCGAAAUCCUAAAAGACGACGUGGUGGUGGCCAUCCUUGGUAAGAACGACAUCUUCGGCGAGAUGAUCCACCUCUUCGCCAAGCCGGGGAAAUCCUGCGCCGACGUGCGGGCGCUGAGCUACUGCGACCUCCACACCAUCCAGAGGGAGGAGAUCCUCGAGGUGCUGGACAUGUACCCGGAGUUCGCCGACCACUUCCUCACUAACCUGGAGCUGACCUUUGACCUCCGGGACGAAACCAGCAAGACAUCACACCCACAAGCAGCUGAGUCCAACAUGGAUGAAAUGAAGAGUGGAAGACAAGCGUCCUACAAAAGGAAGUCGUCCACAGGCUCCCACAGCAAGGAGCCGGUGGCCACCUACUGCGACGCCAAGCAGGGGAAGCAGAUCUACGCCUCCUCAGCAGCCGAGGAGAAGAGGGAGUCUGCCGAAGAGGCUGAAGAGCAGGAGGAGGAGGAGGAGGAGGAAGAGGAAGGCAGAGAGGAGGAAGAGGAGCAGAGGCCGUUGUGUUCUGGUGUGCUGGGCUACCCUGUAGUCAGGGACCACUCCCUGGGCUUCGGGCUGAGCAACGCUCCGGAUGCACCGGCUGGAGACAACACACAGGAGCAGGGCUAUAAAGAUGCAGAUGAGUGGGUGCGUCAGCGUCCCAGAGAGAAAGCCGAGGAGCCCGCCCAGUGUCAGGAGACGCCAGCCGGGGAGGACGACAGCGACACAGACCUCACCUACGGAGAGGUGGAGCAACGGCUGGACCAGCUGCAGCAGCAUCUCAACAGACUGGAGUCCCAGAUGACUGCAGACAUCCAAGCCAUCCUGCAGCUCCUCCAGAGACAAACCACGGCCGGGCCUCCAGCCUACAGCACCGUCACCUCCAGCCCAGAGUACCAGAGACCAGCUGUCAGGGUCCAGCCGCUGUGUGCCAUCCAGACAGAGCUGAGCCUCGGCCCUGCUCCGCCUCUGCCACAGAGCCCUGGCCCAGAGGUUACCCAGAACCAAUCCAAAGAAUCCUCCCCGGUCCUCCUGCACACAGAGACUCUUCAAGAUGAGAACUUUGGUGGCCUGCUCGACAGCGACAUAGACUCGGAGCAGAAACACAAGAAAAAUGACGCGCCCUCUCUAGAGCAACACCACCAACACCAUCAAGAGCCACCGCGGUUUCCGGCAGGCCGACAAGCCUCUUUACCAGACGUCCCCAGCAGCUCAGGAAUGUUGGGACUCCACAGGCCAGUUUCUGACCCGGGGCUUCCAGGAAAGUAG